This is a messenger RNA of Talaromyces stipitatus ATCC 10500, 567 nucleotides long. RefSeq names its product cdc25c, putative. The record is from RefSeq and is a predicted model, not a curated record. Gene Ontology annotation, cellular component: nucleus; cytoplasm. The transcript is spliced from 2 exons. Lineage: Eukaryota; Fungi; Ascomycota; Eurotiomycetes; Eurotiales; Trichocomaceae. Gene Ontology annotation, molecular function: protein tyrosine phosphatase activity. Bases 1 to 567 code for a protein of 188 amino acids. Gene Ontology annotation, biological process: positive regulation of G2/M transition of mitotic cell cycle; protein dephosphorylation; positive regulation of G2/MI transition of meiotic cell cycle.
AUGGAUGAGAAACUUACAUAUCCUCUUCGGCUUCGACAUUUACCUGCGCACCAGCCUGAUAGUCUGCCUCGUAUUGACAAAAAUGUAUUAGCCGAUAUCUUGGAUGGCAAACUGGAUGAUUUUUCUAAAUUAAUGAUCAUUGAUUGUCGAUUUGAUUAUGAAUACAAAGGCGGACACAUCAUCAACGCGAUCAAUUACGAAGUUUCGGACGGUCCGCUCUUUGCGAACCUCGAGCUACUCUUUGCGAACCUCGAACCAGGCACAACUCUUAUUUUCUACUGCGAACACUCUAUCCUUCGGGCACCGAAUGUCGCAUCCGCUAUCCGCGGUAUAGACCGUGACUCUAACAUCGAAUGUUAUCCCAGCCUCACUUUUCCUGAAAUAUAUAUUUUGGAUGGAGGUUUGCUUCUGGACGACGGAAAGACAGGCCUGCCCAGCUCGUGGACGAACCUCCUAUUACAAGGACGUUACCGUAGCAGCAACGACGGUGGUGCCCUGAAUCCUCCUUUAAAGCAUCUGAAACUGGCCGUACGCUUGGUUGUUAUAUGCUUUCAUAGCAGCUACUGA